GUGGGAGUUGCAGAAAAAAAAGCUAGUGUCAUUGGGGAGAGAGAGAGAGAGAGAGAGAGAGAGAGAUAGAUAUGAUUAAUGGUAAAACUCUAGAUUUGAGCAAAUGUAAAGUUAAGGUAGAGAGGGACAAAGAACGCGUAUAGUAAUUACACAGAGAGAGAGAGAGAGAGAGAGAGAGAGAGAGAGAGAGGUUUUUUUACCAAAGUUAACGGAAGUAGCCGGACAAUGACGACGGGUAUAUUACACGACCAGAAUCUGGAGAAACAUAUCGAGAAGCAAAUGGGAUGCAUGGCUGGCUUCUUUCAGAUCUUCGAUCGCUACCACAUCCUCACCGGAAAACGGCUACACGCCAACAAACGCCUCCCUCCUCCCCCUCCGGUGAUUGAUUCGACGCCGGAACCGGAGUCACCUAUAUCGGACUGUUUAAAAGCAUCUCCGGCGGCGGAGCUUGGAUCUCCUGCACCGGAGAUCGUUACUACUCCGGCUGAGAAACAAACCAGAUCGCCGCUUCCACUUCCGGUUUUCCAAUUGAAGGAGGGAGCCAGAUCUUCGUGGAAGCUGUGCAAAGAAGCACCGAGAUUUUCUCUCGACAGCAGAGCAACUUUUGCAGGUGGUGACGACAUGCGUGGAUCUCCGAGUGUGGUCGCGAGGCUCAUGGGGCUGGAACCGUUGCCACGAUCAAGUCCUGAACCUGCGGAAAAUGCCGAGCUCCGAAGAUCUGCUUCUGAAUCGAGAUCGAGGGAUCCGUUACUGUAUCGGUUCAUCGACAACGACAAUUUCCAUCUAAAUCAACCGAACCCGUCGCGUCCUAGCAACGUUUCGCUAAACAAUGCGGUAGUGGAGAACCCCACCACCGCCUCAUUUGUCGUUAGAAAUGCAAAGUCUGAUCCCUCGAAUCCAAGAGGCGUCGGUGGAUCCUUAGGGGUCCACACUCGUGAGAGCACAUCUCGUGGUAUUCCGCUGCGUCCUCCGCACCCAACAGGAUCCCCGUGGAAAUCCUCUCAACAGAGAAAGAACUACUUUGCUCCCGAGGAUUCCUUCCCGGAGCCAAAACAAAUGGCGGCGUCAAUCUACGGCGAGAUUGAGAGGAGGCUGAAGACAAGAGGCAUCGACGAGCAGGCGAAGGAUCUCGAGGCGUUGAAGCAUAUCCUCGAGGCGCUUCAUCUCAAAGGACUUCUACAUUCUCAGAAGGCUACACAACACAUAAAUGAGAGGAGUUUCUCAUCACACCAAUCUCCAAUUGUCGUUAUGAAACCCUCUAGAUCACCAGUUUCGCCUGGAAAACGAAGAAUCGCUACCGAUUCACCUCCGACGGGUUACAGAACCGGAACCGGAGUCCGUCGGAGCCUCAAUUACGGCUGCGAAUGCUCGCCGGCGGCGAGCCCUCGGCGGGAAAGACCGGAGAAUGACCGGAAUGGUAGGGACCAAGUGAGGGCGAGAAAUUUGAGUUCGCCAACUCGCAGGGAGAUCAACGCGAAGAAUUCAAAUUCUCCGGCGAGGGGAAGAGCAUUGAGCGUAGAGACGCAGAGGAGAGCUUCCUCUCCUACUAAUUCCCCAAAGCUUAGCCCGAAGAGGAUCGGAUCAGAUCAAACGAUCACAAACAGAUCGCCGAGAAACAGAAAACCAACGGCUAAGAUUGAUCUGAAGGAGAAGAUCGGGGUUGUGAUUCCAGAGGAUGAAUCGUCCUCUGUUUCCGAAAGCAGUGUUAGUACGCCUUCCCAAGCUGAUACAGAGAGAUCGAAGAUGGAAGAAAGCAAGGGAGGGAGCAGUCUACUGGAGAGAUGCGAUAAGCUGCUCCGUAACAUCGGGGAGAUGGGUGCGACGGAGAUGCAACCGAGUCCGGUCUCGGUUCUGGACUCGUCGUUUUACAAGGACGAGUCGUUCUCUCCGUCGCCUGUCAUCAUGAAACGAAGAAGCAUGGAUUUUGUCAAAGAACUACCUGGAGAAUUUGAAGAAGAGAUUUGGAGCCCUGCUACCUCGCCAAUUCAAUCGACGCGCGAAGAUAAAUCAGACGACUCUGAUUUCAUAUACAUCUCGGAGAUCCUUCGAGCUUCCAAUUACCUCCCCGAUGAGUCCGAUUUAUUCCUAUUGCUAGAGAAGCAACAGUAUCUCAUAGGCAAUGAUACUUCAAAAGACACCAUGCUCCAAAGAAAGCUCAUAUUCGACACCAUUGCCGAAAUUCUCGACGCAAAAAACCAAUUGCCGCCGUGGAAAGUCAUAUCAUCUCCCAACUCCAUCACAGAAAAGCCUUCACUGCACCGAAUUUGGUCCGAGUUCCAAAGAAUCAGAGAACGUGACACCGCGGAGGACUUGUUCGACAUAAUCUGCGGCUUGUUGCGGAAGGACAUGGCCGGGGAUGCGAUCAACGGGUGGGGUGAUUCUCCGGUGGAGAUGUCGGAGGCGGCGUUGGACAUCGAACGGCUCAUAUUCAAGGAUCUGGUUGGCGAAACAAUACGUGAUUGGAGCAAUGUAGUCUCGGGGCCUCGUAGGACAUUAGUUUUCUGAAGCAGGGAAGGAGUUAGGGAGCCCUCUUGUUAUCGGUACGCGCUAGCUUUAUUUGUUACCCACUUGGAUUUUCAUUUUGGCCUUUCUAGUUUUUGGAAGUCUAGGAAAUCUGGUUUUUUUUUUUUGUCUCGAGGCUAGGGGUUUGGUUUACACCGAAAAACCAGGCAAAUCUAACUGGCCAAUUGCUAAUUACUAUAAUGUUGUAAAAAAAAAGGUGGGAUUGAAAAGCUCGUGGGAGUGCAUGUGUGAGCUUUGAAGCUUUAAUUAACCUUUUUUUUUCCCGCUAAUUAAGUUUUAGUGCACUAAUUUUCAGGCA
Messenger RNA from Rhododendron vialii, 2821 nucleotides. Its product is annotated as protein LONGIFOLIA 1-like. The transcript has 4 exons. NCBI's taxonomy places the organism in Eukaryota, Viridiplantae, Streptophyta, Magnoliopsida, Ericales, Ericaceae. The record is from RefSeq and is a predicted model, not a curated record. Gene Ontology annotation, biological process: regulation of monopolar cell growth. Bases 226 to 2505 code for a protein of 759 amino acids.